AUGUCUGUUUUAGUUCAGUUAAAGAAGCAGCUCAGCAGUGCCUCGGAGUUCACUCUUGUGGACGGCACUGGUAGUACGACGGCCGAUAUAACUAAUGCUGAGUUCAUACAGUUUAAAGAGGAUAAAUUACCAUUGGAUGAAGCAACAGAAUUUAUUGUUGAUGAGCAGCCAGCAAAGCUACGGGUUAUCAUUCAAUGCUGGUUGCAUAAGGAUGACAGUGCUGCUGAAUAUCUUGCAGAUUGCCAAGAAAAGAAGAUUACCAACAUUUCAUUUCUGCAAAGAAAUGAUCUUUUAAAAUGGUUAUCAGGUGAAUCGGAAACUUCUGAGUAUCUAGAUGUCAAGAACAUAAAGACUGAUAAUAGUGAAGCGGAUGUAAAUACUAAAACGGAUGUAAGUGAAAGUCAGAAGAUUAUAGAUGAUCCAGUAUUACAGGAGGCCACUCAAAAAGAGCGUAUCUUGAUUGAUCAUAACUCUAUGCUGCACGGUAGUAAGCCAGUUGAUUUCGGCUAUCUAAUCAAAGAUGCAGAACUGAAAUUAGUUCACUCCAUCAAGGCAACAUUACGCUCGAAGCAAGGUAGCGGUAAGCCAGGUGCUGUGUCAAAGCACGGUUCACAAAAUCAAAAGACUCAAAAGAAAGAUCCAAUUAUUUUGAUACCAUCUGCGGCAUCUUCAUUGUUUGCUAUUUCGAAUAUUAAACAAUUUUUAGAAUCCUCUCAAUACAUCAACCCUAGAGAUGCAACAGCAAAUACAGGCUCAGACGUGAUAACUGUGGAAAAGAAAUUUGACCGUAUUUCAAGACCGAUUAAAUUUAUUGUAGUCAACAAUACUAGAAUGUUUACUAAGCCUGAGUAUUGGGAUAGAGUGGUAGCAGUAUUUACUACAGGACACACAUGGCAGUUUAACAACUAUCAGUGGAACACACCUCAAGAACUAUUUCAACACUGUAAGGGAUACUACUUCCACUUUACUGGGGACUCAGUUCCACAAAAUGUCCAGCAAUGGAAUGUAGAUAAAGUCGAACUAGAUAAAACGAAGAGAUUUAAAGAUGUGGAGGUUGUACGUUAUUUCUGGAAUACAAUUGAAAAAGAACUAAUGGCUAGAGGAUUCCGAUAA
This is a messenger RNA of Nakaseomyces glabratus, 1113 nucleotides long. RefSeq names its product Cdc73p (gene CDC73). NCBI's taxonomy places the organism in Eukaryota, Fungi, Ascomycota, Saccharomycetes, Saccharomycetales, Saccharomycetaceae. Gene Ontology annotation, biological process: transcription elongation by RNA polymerase II; positive regulation of transcription elongation by RNA polymerase II. Gene Ontology annotation, molecular function: RNA polymerase II complex binding. The record is from RefSeq and is a predicted model, not a curated record. Gene Ontology annotation, cellular component: Cdc73/Paf1 complex.